UUACUGAAGAAAGUAAUGAAUUGUUUUGCUGUACACAGCCUGCAGAGUGAAUUUCUGUGAAGUGAAAACAUUUAAUCCAACGAUCAUCAUGAAUUCCAGACAGCCAAGUCUUCAACCAUGCAGAUCAACUCUGAUUGAUCAGGGUCCUCCAAAGCGAUUUAGCCUAAACACAGUUAAAAAAGUUUUAGAUGAUGACGGAAAAGUCCGAAAAUGGACUUUUGGGAAAAAAGAUGACAGUAAACCAAACAAAAUUGUUCUUCUGGUGGGAGAGACUGGCGUCGGCAAGACGACUCUUAUCAACACCAUGGUCAACUACUUACUGGGAGUCAACUUUGAGGAAGAAAAGUGGUAUGAAAUUACAGAAGAAGCAGCCAGAGAUCAAUCAGAAUCACAAACCUCUGAAAUCACCAUGUAUGAGGUCUUUCCUGAAGACAGUCCCAUAUCACUCACCAUUAUUGAUACUCCAGGCUACGGAGACACUAGAGGACUGGACAAAGAUCUGGAAGUUGCUGAGAAUUUAGCAACUCUGUUUCAGAGCAAUGAUGGAGUUCGUGAAGUCGAUGCUGUGUGUUUUGUGACUCAAGCGACUAAGAAUCGUCUCUCAGACAGACAGCAUUACAUUUUCAGUUCAGUUCUGUCUUUGUUUGGUAAAGACAUUGUGAACAACAUUGUGUUCCUAAUCACACACUCUGAUGGUCUGCCACCCACAAAUGUCAUUGGUGCUAUUAAUAAAGCUAGAAUCCCCUGCAGACGAGACAAUAGCGGCCAACCUGUUUAUUUCUUAUUCAACAACCGGCAGGCUGAAGGCCGUCACACUAAAGAACGUCACGUUCGCGCUCAAAGAGACUCCUGGGAAGACAGUGUUGAUGGCAUGAAGCAUUUCCUUCAGUCUCUGGAUGAAAAAAAACGAAGAAGCUUAGAGUUGACUUCAAAUGUUCUGAUGGAGCGAAUUCGAUUUGAAGCAUCCAUCUGCAACUUACAGCUGCGAGUUCAAGAGAAAGAAUCAAAAAAGGCUGAAAAACUUCAGAUUCAAAAGGCAUUGAGACAAAACAAGGAAAAUAUCGAUGGGUGCAACAACUUUAGCAUUAAAAUCGAUAAGACUUUCAAAGAGAAGGUGCCCAUUGAGAGCAGGUCAUGGAAGCACAGGAAGGCGUUGACCUGCACCGUCUGUGAAGAAAACUGUCAUGAGUUUGACUGCUGGUGGGGUUCAAAUCCCAGCAAAUGUGAAGUCAUGAAAGAUGGCUACUGCACCGUGUGCACAGGGAAGUGUCAUCACAGCAAACACGUCAAAGAAAACAAGAAAUACGUCAUCAGAACCUCAAGCACGAUGGUACAAUAUGACUCUAUAAAAAGGAAAUAUGAAAAAGCCCAGGAACAAACCAAGAGGUUUUUGACUGUAAUGGACAAUGUUGACAAAGAUUUAGAGGAUAUUGAAACCCAAAAGUCAAUUAUUCUCUUCAAUGCUUACAGGACCAUCAAGCACCUGUCUCAGAUCGCAUUAAAACCAGACUCUGCCUUCACUCUUCAGCAUCUGGACUUCUUCAUCCCCAGAGUGAGGGAGGCUAAGAGAGAAGACUGGGUCAGGGAGCUUGAAGAAAUGAGGAGAAAAGCUGUAGAUGAUGAAGCUAAUAAAGACGCUCUAAGUUAUCUGAAAGCUGGUCUAGCAAGACUUUUCCAUGGUAGACAAUGAACAUUUGUGAUUACACUUAUGUUUAUAUCUUAUGUUUUUCUUUAUACUGUUCAGAUUUUUAAGAAAUGGUUAUGAUAAAUGACUUGAACUGGAAAAAAGUAACAACUUUACAAAUAUCUUCAUGAAAUAACAGACUUAUAGAUAUUUGACAUUUCUGUAGCUGUAAAUAUGUAAUAAAGUUUACAUUGUAGAUGUUGUAAGAAAGUACAACUACAUUAAAGCAUCUAAACUUACAAGAAUGUAUGUUUUGUAUUGGUAAAUGUUAAAUACUAAUACACAUGUGCAAACAACA
Messenger RNA from Carassius carassius (crucian carp), 1982 nucleotides. RefSeq lists its product as uncharacterized. Bases 89 to 1690 code for a protein of 533 amino acids. The transcript is spliced from 2 exons. NCBI's taxonomy places the organism in Eukaryota, Metazoa, Chordata, Actinopteri, Cypriniformes, Cyprinidae. Gene Ontology annotation, molecular function: GTP binding; ATP hydrolysis activity. The record is from RefSeq and is a predicted model, not a curated record.